AUGGAAAGUGCAAACCUUACGUUAGAAACAAAGGAUGGAAAUCGCUUGGACAUGAGAGUGCUGGUAGUGCCGAAAAUAUCAACGCCGCUUAAUACACACGUUACGUCUUCGGUUUUGAACCUACCCCACCUUAAAGACCUGAAGCUCGCUCAGUCCACCGAUGAUGCCGUCAUAUCCCUUGAUGUUCUUAUCGGUGCUGACUAUUACUGGAGCGUAAUCGGUGACAACGUCGUGAGAGGCAAAGGACCGACGGCGGUCUCGUCGGUUUUUGGAUACGUUCUUUCAGGUCCAACCCACGAGGGACCAUCAGCCGAAACUCGCACUGCUGUGAUGAACAUUGUUACUGACAUCUCUCUGGAAGAAAAGGUCAUGUCCAAUUACUGGGAUCUGGAGAGCAUCGGGAUCAAAGAUGAUUGUAGCGUUCAUCCUACCCUCCGAGACGCAUUUGAAAGCUACCGAGACAACAAGAUCAGGCGAAAUGAGGAUACAGGACAGUACAUUGCCAGUCUUCCAUGGGCAGACGACCACCCCCCUCUACCAACCAAUUUCGCAGUGACCAAAGCAAGAACACGAUCUAUGGUAAGGAAAUUGACGCCGGAAUUACGCUCAGUAUACCAUAAGAUAAUUCGAGAACAAUUAGAUCGCAACUUCGUCUCCCAAGUGUCAGAUGCUGACCCCUGCCGCGGCCAUUAUCUCCCGCAUCACCCCGUGAAGAAGGACUCAGCGACUACCCCCAUUCAGAUAGUAUAUGACUGUAGUUGCAGCCAGGGAAGGGGAAAUCCGUGCUUGAAUAAUUGCUUGGAGCCAGGGCCACCACUUUUAAACGAUCUCAGUGACAUUCUCCUUAGAUUCCGUGUCAACAAUGUCGGCCUCUCAAGUGAUAUUGAGAAGGCAUUCUUACAUGUACAGCUCGAUGAAAGGGAUAGAGAGUUCACCAAGUUCCUAUGGCUUUCGGACCCCGCCGACCCUGUGAAAACUAGCAUGGGUCUUUUGCCAUGUUGGUCAAUUGGUGUUAGUAAAUGA
Lineus longissimus is the source of this 1023-nucleotide messenger RNA. RefSeq lists its product as uncharacterized. The record is from RefSeq and is a predicted model, not a curated record. The coding region runs from base 1 to 1023 and encodes 340 amino acids. The transcript has a single exon. Lineage: Eukaryota; Metazoa; Nemertea; Pilidiophora; Heteronemertea; Lineidae.